GGCAUUAUCUCAUGAAUAUACAACGAGCUUUUCCACUUUCCUAAGAUGUCUGCCGACGCUCAUUAAUAUUCCCGCAUACAGUUUUUAUAAUAAUGAGAUGUGGUGGCGUCUCAACCCGCUCCCCAGUCUUUCGGUUCAACUUGAGUUUCGUCCAGCACUCGGGCUCCAUUAUGGUGCCACGGACAGCGGCGCGGUGGCGCUGAGCGGCCCGAGGGGGGAACAGGCAGUAAGUUCGUGAUGCUGUUUUUCUAGCCUUAUGUCGUUUUAUUUAUUUUAAGCAGCCCUUCGGGUCGAAUCGGCGCCGUCCGCCCGUAUAUGCGCUCUAUUUAACGCGGGAGGGAGAGAGUAUGGAGAGUGCGCGGGUCGCCGUGAUGGGGGACACGCUGGAGAGGACCGGCUCCACGGCGGCUGCCGGCACAGUGGCGCACGGCUCGCAAGCGGCCACUGGCAGUAAGCUGAAGAAGCCCGGCGCGCCGUCUGGAGCGGGAGCUAGGAUGCCAGCGGCGGACCAUGGCGGGGGCGGAGGAGGCGGCGGCGGCAGUGAGCCGAGGUCGGAGAGCGUCGGACUGCUGGCUCCCGUCCCCCCCAUCGGACAGACGGCGGGCGGCCGUGAGCGCCGGACCGAAGCUGCUCCCGUGGAGGGGGGCGCCCCAAGCGAAGGCGCCCUCAGGCCGUCCGCCAGCGUUCGCAGCUUCGCCGGGCACUCGGGCUCGCUGCUGCGACGGCGGCGGUUGCGGAGGAACCUGUCCGCCACCGCUGCAGCCCCCGGUCCCUUCGGCGGCAGGAUGGGCUCGGCCGCCUCGGCGUCGUCACUGAGCACACGCAGCCUGGACAGGAAGACCCUGCUGCGGCAUAAGCAGCCGGCACAGCUGCAGCCGUCCGACCGGGAGUGGGUGCGAUCGGACCUCCGCAGGGGCUGCGUUCACGUUCACGACCGGCGCUCGGCGUCGUGCCUCAGGCCGGUACUAUGUACGCUGGAUACCACCGCCGGGGAGAUCGCUCACCGCCUGAGCCAGCUGGGCGGCAGGGCAGGCGCCGCGGUCAGGGUGCCCGGCGAGCCCGGCUUCCCCAUGGACUUUAAUGGACCGUUACGGAAUGGCGACGACGCGUCCGGCCGGCUGAGCUUCGUGGUCAGGUCCAGGGACGGCCAGCCGCCGCCGUCCGCUGACCGGCUGAAGCUGCUGCUCUUGGCAAAUGACGGUAACCCGAGUCGGUGUACAGGCUCGCCGGCUGAGGUGCUGACCGCAGACGUGAACUCGGGCUCGGACGUGGAGAGCAGCCCGCUGGAGGACCUGAGCUCCGGCCCCGGGCUGGGCGAGCGCCGGGACUCAUUCGGCGACGACAUGAUGCUGGGCACCGACGCGUCCGCCCUGAGCCCGGCUUUCGACAACGCCGCGGACGGGCUGGACACCCCGGGAAGUUCUUCGGAUGAGCUGGAGCUCGACUGCCCGUCCCCGAAGAGGGCAUCCAGCCCGGAGACCGAGCCUGGUUUACAGAUGCAUCCAGCGGAUGGUGCCACCGCUGCCACCAUAGACGACGGCGGGAUUGGGGGUGCAUCCCUGGCGGGGGAGGCCACGGAUGGCAGCGACCCCACACCCACCCUGUACGUCCAGCUGCACGGUGAGACGGCCAGGAGGCUGGAGCUGGAUGAGAAGCCGCUGAGGAUCCAGAAGGACUAUCUGUUCAAACUGGGAUUUAAAGACCCCUGGAGGGUGCAGGAGGAGGGCAUGGACAGCGAAAUCGGCUCGCUGAUCCGGUUCUACGCGGGGAAGCCGCACAGCAUUGAGAGUUCGGAGCGCAUCCAGCUGUCGGGGAGCUACAACGUGCGAAAGGGGAAGAUGCAGCUGCCGGUGAACCGGUGGACGCGGCGGCAGGUGAUCCUGUGCGGCACCUGCCUCAUCGUCUCCUCCGUCAAGGACAGCCAGGCCGGAAAGAUGCAUGUGCUGCCUCUCAUUGGGGGCAAGGUGGAGGAGGUGAGGAAGCAGACCCACUGCCUGGCCUUCAGCUCCUCGGGGCCGCAGAGCCAGAGCUACUACGUCAGCUUCGACAGCUUCACCGAGCACCUUCGCUGGCAAAGGCAGGCUGCCAAGAUGGUGUCUCAGCGCAUCAGCUCGGUGGACCUGUCCUGCUGCAGCCUGGAGCGCCUUCCACCCAAUCUCUUCUACAGCCAGGACCUGACACACCUCAACCUGAAACGCAACUUCCUGUCAGCCAGCCGCUGCCUGACAGAUCUGCAGAGGUUCUCCAAGCUGCGCAGCCUCAACCUGUCCAACAACCACCUUGGCCAGUUCCCCAUAGCCAUCUGCAGCAUCUCCACCUUGACUGAGCUCAACCUGUCCUGCAACUGCCUGACCUCCGUGCCUAGUGCUGUGGGGGCCAUGCACAACCUGCAGACCUUCCUCCUGGAUGGGAAUUGCCUGUCGGCGCUGCCGGCCGAGCUGGGUGACCUGCCCCGCCUGGGCUACCUGGGAUUGUCCUUCAACGAGUUCAGCGAAGUACCAGAAGUGCUGGAGCGCAUGGAGGGCGUGGAGCGGCUCUGCCUGGCGGGGAACGGCCUGGACGCCCUGCUGCUGCAGGCCUUCCGGCUGCUGCGCGUCAAGCACGUGGACCUGAGGCUCAACAGGAUCUGCAAGGUGGUGCCUGAGGAGCCGGACUUCCUGCGUCACGUGACCCACCUGGACGUGCGGGACAACGGCCUGACGGAGCUGGAUGCCUCGCUCUUCCCCAGGCUGGAGGUGCUGCACUGCGAGAGGAAUCGCUUGGGCUUGCUGCGGGCGCGGGGGGGCCCGCUCAAGGCCUUGCACGUCUCCUCCAAUGAGCUCCGUCAGUUGGAGGUCUCUCCGGUGCCCCGUAACCUGACCUACAUGGACGUCUCCAGGAACCAGUUAGAGAGCCUCCCGGACUGGCUAUGUGAGAGCAAGAAGUUGGAGGUGCUGGACGUGAGUCACAACCAGCUUCACCUGCUCCCCGAGCGGACCGGCUGAUUAAGCUGCUCUCCCGUCUCCCGUGACCUCGCUCCCGCUCCGUCCGCUGUUUUCUCGCGGGAAAGGCUCCUUUGCAGCAGCAGUCUGCGGAAGCUGCUGGUAGGACAUAACCAGCUGCAGCGGCUGCCUGAGGACCUGGAGGGCAGUCACAUGGAGGUGUUGGAUGUCCAGCAUAAUCAGCUGUCCGAGC
Messenger RNA from Paramormyrops kingsleyae, 3174 nucleotides. The record is from RefSeq and is a predicted model, not a curated record. Lineage: Eukaryota; Metazoa; Chordata; Actinopteri; Osteoglossiformes; Mormyridae.